AUGUUUUAUAUUUAUCUAUAUCUAGUUUGCGCCUGUUUCAGACAGCUGGGGCAACCACAGCGCGAUCCAAAUGUACCUCAAGAAGAGUACGACAAUGCCAUCAACCAAAUACCUAGCUUCAUUCGCAACCAUCCUGCGAAUGCAGACUGGGUCUGGGCUGGCACCACUAAUUCUCAGGAUCCGCAACCAGGUUCAAUUGCAGAGAUGAUAGAAUCUGGGCCAAUUGAAGACCCACUCGAUCAACUUUAUGCGGAGGAGCUUGAUAUGAAUAAUCCUCAAGCUUUCUGGGAAUCGGUUUUAUACGCAAACGACCUGCGAGAGGAGAGAGAGCGAAGAAGAGAGGAUCCUAUAUGGGAAAAUUUAUUCUUAUCGGAUGGCUGGCCGGGGCCGAACCAGGAGGGUGGCAGCGGAGGCCGUGAUGGACUUCUCAGGCGAGACCUCGGUAGAGGUAUAUAUACUGACGAGUCAGACGCCGGCGCCGAGAGUCCGGGUGCUCAAUUUAAGUAG
Orbilia oligospora ATCC 24927 is the source of this 507-nucleotide messenger RNA. RefSeq lists its product as uncharacterized. The record is from RefSeq and is a predicted model, not a curated record. The coding region runs from base 1 to 507 and encodes 168 amino acids. NCBI's taxonomy places the organism in Eukaryota, Fungi, Ascomycota, Orbiliomycetes, Orbiliales, Orbiliaceae. The transcript has a single exon.